Priapulus caudatus is the source of this 870-nucleotide messenger RNA. Its product is annotated as aminopeptidase N-like. Gene Ontology annotation, cellular component: cytoplasm. Gene Ontology annotation, biological process: peptide catabolic process; proteolysis. The record is from RefSeq and is a predicted model, not a curated record. The annotation marks the transcript as partial. Gene Ontology annotation, molecular function: peptide binding; metalloaminopeptidase activity; zinc ion binding. The transcript is spliced from 7 exons. Lineage: Eukaryota; Metazoa; Priapulida; Priapulimorpha; Priapulimorphida; Priapulidae.
GGAGCGGAGGGAUACUACCGCGUGCAAUACGACGAGAGAAACAUGGACGCCAUCAUAAAACAAUUGAACAACGACCCAGAGAAAAUCGGUGAAAGUAACCGAGUGCAAUUAAUCGACGAUGCCUUCAUUCUCGCUGAAUCGGAUAUAUUGGAUUACAUAGUAGCACUGCGAACCACCGAGUACAUGCAGAAGGAGACGGAGUACGUGCCCUGGUACUUGAUGCUAAAACGAUUGGGAUAUACCGAUAUGAUGCUAAGAAGCAGGGAAUCCAUGUUCAAAGAAUUUCAGGGCUACAUGCGAGCACAAAACACACUGUAUUACAACGGUUACGACUGGACCGGCGUCAGUGAAGACGAAGAAUUGAUAACAUUGAUGAAGCGAGAAGUAGCGGUGACCAUUGCUUGUCGUUACAAUGAGGAGAAGUGUGUGCUUGAAGCCGGACAACUCUUCACACAGUGGAUGAACAAGCCAGACGAUGAGAACCCCAUCAACGUCAAUCUCCGAUCUCCGGCCUACAACGCUGCCCUCAGGGCGGGAGGCGAGCAGGAAUGGGAGUUCGCAUGGCAACGCUACAACGUCACCAGCGACGUGAGCGAGAGAGAUCGUCUGCGGGAAGCCAUGGGCAUGACGGAAGACCUCACCCUUCUCCAAAAAUACUACGAAAUAGCAAUGGACCCGACGAUGACGUCAGCCGACGAUACUGCCGACGUCCUGAGAGCAAUAGCAAGCGGUAACCACGUUGGCCGAGACUUCAUGUGGGACGCCAUAGUGUCAAGUUACGAUGCUAUAGUGGAACGGACAGAAUUCGCAAUAUAUUUCGUAGUGAUCGACACGACGGCGUCAUUUAAUACGGAAAAGGAGUUAGAGCAG